AUGGGUGACGGUAAUCCUAACCCCUUUCGUAAGACUGAACACUACUACCAGUCUUCUGAAUGGACGGGAUACUCACAGCCACAGUACACCGAUCCCAAUUAUCGGCCAGAAUCUUACCCCAAUUCUGAGCCAAUGAAAUAUUUGCCAUACGAUAACAAUUAUAACACAUAUGUACCAUCAAAUUCCCAUGGAUAUGGACAAUCUAAUUCACAUUAUGCGCCACCAAAUUCACAUAAUUAUGGACUAUCGAAUUCUCAUAACUAUUUACCACAAAAUCCUCAUAAUAUACACACAAACCCUCACAGUAUGCAAUCAAAUGUUCACAGUAUACAAUCAAAUCCACAUAGUAUGCAGUCUAAUGUGCCUAAUUACGGACAAAGUACACAUCCAGUUGAUACUGUGAAUUUGCCGUAUCAAAGUCAAGUAAUUGAUGCACCAAAUAUCUCAUAUUCCACACGCCAAAUACCAACAGACCCAGUUUCUGUUCAAUACAAACACGAUUCAAUUCCAAUGAGAUAUAACACAUACCCAAUGAACUCGGUCAACCCAAAUAACUCAGUAAACAAUGUUAACCCUGUUAAUAAUAUGAACCAGGUUAAUCCAGUAAAUUCGGUUAAUAGCAUGGGAUUUAUGAAUUAUUAUAACCAAAGGAAUAUGUCUGGGUAUAAGAAUGAUUCAGAUGCAAAUUACUACCAGAAUUACAUGUACUAUAGUGGCAGGGUGCCUGGGAGGGCAGGGUCUGACGUCACCAGGCCUGAGAUUCACUUUUCGAGAAACUACGAGAAUUUGGCAAACAAAAACUUCUUCAACGCCUCACUCUCGUUUAAAGAGGCAGCAACUGCAAUGCUGUCAAUGGACGCUAAUAAGAAGACUCAGUCAAGGCAACGAACCCCAAACAGAGGCAGAGGAUCCGCAAGAGGAUUGGAAAAGGUUCAGAAAACAGAAAACACUACCCAGACAACCUCAAUACUCGAUCAAAGUGUCCCACGAGUUGAACAGAAUGUAUACCAAAAGUAUUCCAACACCAAAACCAUGUAUCAACCACAAGCAUCCAAGAAUAUUGAACCUACUCCAGCGGUCCAAUUUUCACAGUAUAAUCCAGCCGAAAUGAGUAACAGAGCAGAUGUUAUUAACAGAAUGGAAAUGAAUAAUAGGAUUGGAGAUAUGAACAGGGUUGACAUGAACAAUAGGGUUGGAGAUAUGAACAGGGUUGACAUGAAUAGAAUGAAUAUGAAUAGGGUUGAGAUCAAUAGAGGAGAUAUGGUAAAACAGGGUGAGAUGGGUGGUAAGGAUUCUGGGUAUAACAAUUACUUUAUGAUAAAUAGUAAGAUUAAUAGUCCAGAGUACGCAAAGUAUAGGAACAGAGGAUUGCAACAACUCACCCAGUAUAACUUAAUGUCACAGUAUAGUCAACAGCAUGGAAUUGGUAAUUACAUUUCCAACGUUAACAAUUACCCAAAUGUCAACAACUUUCCUACCGUUAACAAUUACUCUAACGUUAAUAACUAUCCGAACGUUAACAGGAACUUUAAGAAAAUUGGCCCAAACGCAAUCCAGGGCCCGCCCAGAUUCAUACCACCAAUCCACAAGCCAGUUCCACCCCUAAGAAAUGAACCAAUCAACAAACUUCACGUCAUCGAGGAAAUUCACGCCGACAACGAUUACAUGAAUAAUAUCAAAACCAACUCAAUCUCGUCCGCUUGUUCACUCAUGGAAUCGUUUCAACACUCAUUAUCCAAUAAACGUAAAAGGAUAAGAAAUUGUUUGGUUGAGGAUUGUAGAAAUGUUAUCGGAGAACAGCCUAAGAUAGACAUACAAUAUUCAAGUACAGAGGUUAACGGGAAGAAAAGGUACUUUUUGCCGGAGAUUUUGUCAUCUCUUUUGCCAUACCACGUCUUCUAUUGCGACGAACUAGAACAACCAGAAACAACCAAAUUCGAUUACUCAGAAAUCAAAGACCAAAUCAAACAAGUACAACAAAAUGUCGAAAAUAUCUCAAAUAACAGUGAUUACUCACUUAAUCAAUCGGUAAACCCCUAUUUACUAUUCAUUUAA
Theileria annulata is the source of this 2055-nucleotide messenger RNA. RefSeq lists its product as uncharacterized. NCBI's taxonomy places the organism in Eukaryota, Apicomplexa, Aconoidasida, Piroplasmida, Theileriidae. The coding region runs from base 1 to 2055 and encodes 684 amino acids. The record is from RefSeq and is a predicted model, not a curated record. The transcript has 2 exons.